Molecule: messenger RNA, 2622 nt
Organism: Symbiodinium pilosum
Lineage: Eukaryota; Dinophyceae; Suessiales; Symbiodiniaceae
Source: the annotation of a GenBank genome assembly
AUGGACGCCUGCAUGUAUGUCAUCGCAAGGAGAGUCUACAGAUAUCGAUUCUGCCUUGUUGGCACGUGGGUGACUGCCGCGACAGUUUUCACAAUUCCGGCCCUUAUCUUGGUACUGCGACGUACAGUGGGCAUGGACAAGACGCCUCCUGCAGGCACUCAGAGUGCAGCAGCUAUGGAGGUGCUAGAUUCGCAAUUUCACAGUGCCUCUACAAAGCGCUUGGAGAUGGUUGUGAUGAAGUGCAAGACGUGGUGCAUCAAUGUACAGAGUAACAACGUCGCAGAGGUCUAUGCUGAACAGAUCAAAGACCGAGUUCUACGUUUCGGCUCUGAGCAUCCAUCUUCGGCAGUAUCUUUUCAAUCUUACUUUGACUUUGUUGGACAUCAUCAGCUGCUUAAUCCGUUCAAGUCCAAAGAUCAGCAGAGUAUCAUGUUGAUGUGGACGUGGUCGAUUCCAGUUCAACUGAAACAGAAGGCGGAAGACUUUGUGGUACAACUGCGUGAAUUUAUUGAGUCUAUUGACGAGUUUGGCGGAGAAGGCGCCAUGGAAGUCAAGCUCACGGGCAACAUUAUUUUGGACCAUGAGAUGAAGGUGUCAAUCUUUGACUUCACCUUGCACGAAGUGAAGACAGUGUGGCUUCCCAUUCUAAUUCUUGGAUACGUACUUCGAAGUGCCAGACUGCUGCUACUGGCAUUAACCCCUAUGCUUUUCGAAAUCUUAGUUGGUUUUGGUUUCAUGUACUUCGUGUCCUGCGCCGGGAUGACCAUCAGCUACUAUGCUUUGAUGAUCAUGUUGAUGCUGAUCAUGGCUUUAUCGUGGGACUAUGCUCUCUUCAUGCUCACACGGUACAAGACUGAGCGAGAGGCAGGUUGCACCGUGGAGGAGGCUAUCAUUCAGACGGUGGCAAGCAGUGGCAGUAUCGUCGUCGUAUCAGGCGUCGUAUUGUCGAUUUGCUGGUCCGUGAUGCUGGGUUUGCCUGACAUGUUCAAGACUUUUGGAAUUGCUGCUGCAUCUGCCAUCAUGGUGUGCGUCCUCGCUCAGCUGACAUUUGUGGCCCCGGUAUUGGCGAUCCUGCCAUGGCUGGGUCCAGAUGCUGGAGUUCCCACAGAAGUUGAACCUUUGAGCCCAACAGGCGAAGCCAUGCGGCGGGUGGAGCAGUUCCGAAAAGGGCCAUACUACUCCAUCGGCAAGAUCCUCACGGCUUUCCCCUGCAAUUUGAUUGCCUUCGCCGCGAUUUACGGGCUCAUGAUGCCGUUGACAUUCAGAUUCCUUCAAAACUUCGAUGUUCUGAAUUUUCAAUUCACCAAAAUGGGCCACAGCUUCGAGAUGACAAUGCCUCGAGGCUCUCGAGCCUUCAACACAAGUCUUGAGAUCAUGCAGGAUUUCGAUUUUGAGAUGACUCUAAUGCCAGUUCUCAUUUUUGCCACCAAUGCUGUGGACUCAGAUGCGCAAAGUGCUGGCACUGUCUCAGCACCGCUGGUUAAUGAAGAUUUAUUUCAGCUGAAUUGCGAGAUGAUUCGCGCGCUGAUAGCCAGAACAGAGGGUACGCCCUAUGAGCUGGGAGCCAAAAGCUUCCAAAGUCCAAGUGUCCCCAUUGACAAAAGCUAUAUUCACUCCCCACUGCCCUUUGCAAAGAGUGUCUUCAAUGAAGUCUUUGGACAGCUGGUCUGUCCCAGCCUGAACCAGAUGAAUUUGGUUCGCAAGAGCUUCCUGUCCCGCAAUAUUUUCUUGACGCAGACCUCGGAACACCUCGAUCUCAUGUGGGAAGAGAUGGUCCGCAAGAAUGCCAUGUUGACUGUGCUCAAUCCUGUCAUGGACCCCUUGGGACCACAGGCAUUCCAGCUUCAGGCUCAGGUGGCCCAGGUCCUUCAAGAAAUGCAGUUCCGUGGCCGAGCUACCAUUCCACAGCUGCGGUACUACAUGUUCUCACCCGCAUCUGUCGUUACUGACCUGAUCAAUGUCACAUCUUCAGCGCUGCCGACAUGCUUUUUGAUCUGUGUGCUGAUAUGCUUCUCACUUAUUGCGCUGUGGUUCAAUGCAUUCCUCGUGCCCUUCAAGCUCUUUGUGACAGUGAUUGUGCCAGUUACCUGGACAUACGGAGCAGCCUUCCUCGUUUAUGAGGAUGGGGUCUUGGCAUUUCUGGGUCUACCAGGAUUGGCUCCCACUGGCAGCGAUGGCUUGGAUUGGACAGUACCUGUCUUCAGCCUGACUUUCCUGAUCGGCCUCGCCCUAGACUAUGACUUCUUUCUUUUUGAGCGGGUCUUUGAGUUUCGCAGCGAGGGGUUUGGAGAUCGUGAAUCCAUUCAGCUUGGUUUGUCUGCAACCGGUGGAACCAUCUCUGCAGCGGGAUUGAUUCUGGGCCUGACGUUCCUGGCCUUGGUUCUCACGUCUGAGCUGCCGAUGAUGAACCAGCAGGGUUUCGUGUUCGUGUUUAGCAUUGUGGUUGACACCUUCCUGGUACGCACUCUCGUGGUUCCUGCCAUGCUCUCGAUGUCACCUUGGCUCAACUACUGGCCCAGGGAGAUGCCGGAGCCACUUUAUGAGUGGCUGGGGGAUGCUGAUGGAGCUGAUGCGCGGACCAAGCUGCGCAUGGCAAGCACUGGCAGCAUCGAAUCUGACUGA